AUGGAAUCCCUAAAAACAGAAACAGUAAUCGCUUUAAAUAAUUUUCUUAAAAUUUGGAAACAGGACCCUGUAUCUCAAAAACAUUUAGACAUUUCACCCCAGAAUAUUUAUCUUUGGAAUGAGGAAGAACCAGAAAAUGUAGUAAACUUGAACCCUUUUAUAAACACCAUAGUAGAAAUUAAUUUCGAUGAAUUUCUACAAAUAGAAACAGAAGUACUUCUAACCACAGAAGAAACCACCUCUGCAGAAGUUACUACAGAGUUCAAAAACCAUCCUAGUAUCAAUGACCUUACUUUAUUGGUAAAUGAUCUGAAACAGACACCUGUCUUAACAACCCGGACUAUAACUAAUUCUUUUUCCGGAGGAACAUGGAAAGACCAAGUAGACCGAAUAUUGAAGUUCUUAUUAAGCCCAGGCCAGACACGAGUUAGCCUCAAUAAAAAGAUUGAAGCCUACUACUACUUAGGAUUAUUAAUUUCUAAAUCCAAUGAUCCUUUAGAAAUUAAAACCUUUAUCCAGAAAGCUCAAUCUGAAAGGAAAGCCAGGAAUACUUGGAAAGGUGCUCUUAGAAGUUAUGAACUUCUUACGCUACGGCCCAAGAAAAUUAUUUUUCAACUUCGAUAUACCACUGCUACUUGUAUUAUCAAGUUGCCGGACCAAGAUUAUACUCAAUUA
Molecule: messenger RNA, 675 nt
Organism: Dentiscutata erythropus
Lineage: Eukaryota; Fungi; Glomeromycota; Glomeromycetes; Diversisporales; Gigasporaceae
Source: the annotation of a GenBank genome assembly